GCAUGUUCUCUUCUCGGCUGCUAGGUUUCCUUGCUUGAAAGGCAGGGUGAGGGAGUAGGUGAUCUUUGGAAAGACUUAUUCCGAUAAAAAAAAACACAGCAUUGCUUUCCCUGUAUGCGUUAGUUGUUCUGUUGCCACAAGGUGCAUGGGAUAGUGCUGCAGCAAGUUGCCGUACAAGAAAGCAGCCAAGUGUGUUUUUUUUGCGUGUCGCUCUUUGUCAGUGCUCCGAUCCCUGACCCCAGUGGUAGCUCUCUUCACUGCACUGCACUGCUCUCUCUCUCUCUUUCUCUUCACUCAUUCUAUCCCUCCCCGUCCCCCCUCUCUCUCUCUUGCACACGCUCAGAUCGAGGCUGCUCUCAUUCUCUGUCUGUCUUUCAUUAACACUCCAGCCAGCCGGGGGUCCCACAGGGUCGAAGGUUCUGCCCUGCUUGCACAGACCUCAACCUCCCGGAGCAGCUUGCAUUCUCCAUGGACCAGCUUGUCUAACAACAGUGAGGGCAUCCCUGGGACACAGCUCAUCCAGAAAAAAGAUAUAUAUACAGUAUUGAUGACUUGGUCCUUUGGUUCUGAAAUUGGCCAACCGACAAUGCCUGGUUCAGUGAUUUGUUCUAGAAGGUUGUGAUUUGCACAUGUGCAUACAGAAGAAGGAUGGCUCAUGGAAUUCCAUCACAAGGCAAGGUUACUAUCACAGUGGAUGAAUAUAGCUCCAACCCUACCCAAGCGUUUACUCACUACAACAUCAACCAGAGCAGGUUCCAACCUCCUCAUGUGCACAUGGUUGAUCCCAUCCCAUACGACUCUCCAAAACCAGCAGGCCACACAAGAUUCGUCUGCAUCUCAGACACCCACUCUCGGACAGACGGCAUUCAAAUGCCUUAUGGGGAUAUUUUGCUUCACACUGGCGAUUUCACUGAGUUGGGACUGCCCUCGGAGGUUAAGAAGUUCAAUGACUGGCUAGGAACCCUACCUUAUGACUAUAAAAUUGUUAUUGCUGGAAACCAUGAACUGACAUUUGAUAAGGACUUCAUGGCAGACCUCAUUAAGCAGGAUUACUACCGUUUUCCUUCUGUGUCCAAGUUGAAACCAGAGGAUUUUGAUAAUGUUCAGUCAUUCCUGACAAACUGUAUUUACUUGCAAGAUUCAGAGGUGAAAAUUAAAGGAUUCAGAAUAUAUGGAACACCUUGGACGCCGUGGUUUAAUGGUUGGGGUUUUAACCUACCCAGAGGCCAGUCUCUUCUAGACAAGUGGAACCUAAUCCCAGAAGGCAUUGAUAUCCUUAUGACUCAUGGACCUCCUUUAGGUUUUCGGGACUGGGUUCCAAAAGAAUUACAGAGGGUUGGCUGUGUGGAACUGUUAAAUACAGUACAAAGACGAGUUCGGCCGAAGCUUCAUGUGUUUGGAGGGAUCCAUGAAGGUUAUGGCAUUAUGACAGACGGUUACACAACAUACAUCAAUGCCUCAACGUGUACAGUCAGCUUUCAGCCAACCAAUCCUCCAAUUAUAUUUGACCUUCCAAACCCUCAAGGUUCAUGAAGCACUAAUGCACAUUUAUGGAGGAGAAGGUCUAUAAACUGCCAUGUUUUCUAUGAAAGUCCAAGAAAUCCUGUUAAAUGUUUUUUCCAGAUGAUGUGCUCUUCUUCUUCUUCUUUUUUUUUUGUAAACCGCUGAAAAGAUAAAGAAGUUGAAUGAGAGUCUGGCUUUUUGGCAGUGGAGUACUUUCAGAAUGAUGAAGCAUUGUGAAGUUGUAAAACUAUUUUGUUUGCAGUUGGUGGAAAAAAAUAUGUAUCUUCCAUUUGUAAAAAAUGUUAGAUUUCCAUUAAAGGACAGUGAAGCUUUCUUUUAAGAAGUGGAAUGCUGUUUUUUUUCCCCUUUUUAUAUAAUGUUUUGGACUUCAGUCACCUUAAGAAUUUGCACUUACAUUAUGAAGAUGGUGUACAAACCCUUCAUUUUACUAAUAAAAUCAAUUGACUGCAGAGUGAUCAUAGCUGCAUUUGUGCUGCAGACUCUUCUAGCGCAGUUGGUCCUUGCUAUGAGAAAAUAUGGAUCAUUAGCAGUGUAACUGAAGACAUUGCUCAUUAGCCGUAUCCAACUCUGAAGAUACAGGACCUGCAUUUGUUUUCAUUUCAGAACCCGUAAAACGUCUGGAUACUGCAAGCAUUACAGCAAGCAUACCUGUUCCAGUAGUGUAGAGGUGCAUUCAGGACUUACUGUAAACUGUACCAAGUAUGUUAAAGUUGUCUGUAAUUAUUAUAUGUUCAUGAUACCUCUGUAAAUCAUAAUGAGUAAAUUAAUUUACACAUUUGAAUGACCUGUUUUUUUUAGAUGGUUUCACUAUGGGCAGUAGCUUACAUAAUUUAUCAUUUUUCAAGGAGACAUACUGUGCAUGCAGUGGAAGUGAACAUUUGAAAUGCAGAGCUAGCCUGAUUGGUAGCUAUAUGUUUAUAAAAUUAGCUUACUGCAUUGCACAGAUCUGCCUUGGCUCCAGUAGUUAGAUGCUGUAAGAUUUGUCAUGUUUUCUGCAGGAUUACACAGGAGAAGUUAAAGAAGUACAUCAGCUUGGCUGGUGGUAAUGGAGUUACUGUUGGCACAUAUCUUUGUUACCUUGUUCAUAUAGUACUCAAAGUUAUUUGUCAUACUGGACAAAGUUAGAGCCAACUUUCGGAUCUUUAAUUGCCAUUGGAAAGUAUUUGCAGUCUUGUUUACAUAAACCAUGUAUAGGAAAUGAACAGUAAUGAUGCUCAUCAUGUCCCUGUCUGCACUCAAGGUGGGCUGUCACUUGAAAUCAGGAGAAAAAAGAGUUUGAUCCCUUUCCCAUCUGGGUCUUUGGACUUGCAAUGUAUGCUUUUAUCAGUUUAAAAUAUAUAGAUUCACUCUGUCAUGGUUUAAAGUAGCCUUGAACUAGAAUGUUAGAUCUUUAACAUGGAACCCUGAAAUGUUUCUUUUUGCUGAGUCUCUAGAACACUAGAUAGAUUAUUUGUGGCCUAAGCCUAUUUUGAUAGAUGAUUCUAUGAAUCUUCUGAAAGGACACCUUUUCCCUUCUCCCUUCAGGAGAAUUGCACUUCUGACUUAAGUCUAACAGAUGACUGUCAAUAAAAUAAGCAUCACAAAUAACUGGGACUUAUGCUUUUUCUAUUGCUGGUUUUCCAUGCAUUUUGUGUGGUAGCACUGAACUCACGUUAUUUGAAGUACUUGUCACAUUUUAACUUUGGAAAUGUUUUGUAGGAUAAUUGUGGAAGGACAGGUUUAGCAUGUGAUAUGCCAUAUAUACACUUUCAUUUUAUUUCUCGUCUAUGCCCAUUUGCAGCAACUUACAACCUAUGUGGCACCAGUUACAUCAUUUAUGUAUCUACAUUUAGGAAGUGCAUGUAACUUUUUACAGUGCUGCAUUAUUAAAUCUUCAGUGUCUGGAGUUACUUGUGUAGAUUCCAGUAUGCCUGUGCAUUGACUGAAACAAUUAAGCCUGGUUAAAAUAAGGCUUAGUUGUCCUGUACAUUUGAAUAUUAUUGUAUUUGCCAUUUUCUUUUUCUUUCUUUUUUGCACUGUGUGUAAAUGCAAUCCUGCUAGCACAAAAUGUUUAGCAUAUAUAUUUUUUUUGCUCUGCCUCUGUAAAUGCCAAGCUUUUUCUUGACGUUUGUUUAAUGGAAUUUAGUAAAUGCAGUUGGUCAUUUAAAUUUAUUGUGAUAUUAUAUAUUUAGCGCCUUUAUAUGCAAAUAAAAUUGCAAGAUUUUUA
Molecule: messenger RNA, 3730 nt
Organism: Protopterus annectens (West African lungfish)
Lineage: Eukaryota; Metazoa; Chordata; Ceratodontiformes; Protopteridae
Gene: MPPED2
Product: metallophosphoesterase domain containing 2
Exons: 7
Coding region: 649-1533 (294 amino acids)
Molecular function (GO): hydrolase activity
Source: RefSeq, a predicted model, not a curated record